This is a messenger RNA of Pararge aegeria (speckled wood butterfly), 2832 nucleotides long. It is a transcript of the gene l(2)37Cb, whose product is annotated as pre-mRNA-splicing factor ATP-dependent RNA helicase DHX16. The transcript has 6 exons. Gene Ontology annotation, cellular component: intracellular anatomical structure; catalytic step 2 spliceosome. The record is from RefSeq and is a predicted model, not a curated record. Bases 153 to 2816 code for a protein of 887 amino acids. Gene Ontology annotation, molecular function: ATP binding; RNA binding. Lineage: Eukaryota; Metazoa; Arthropoda; Insecta; Lepidoptera; Nymphalidae.
AAAAAUAAUAAAAGCUGUAAUCUAGUGUAGAUGUGCAUGAAUUCCCUGAAAACAAAAUAAUGUUCAGUUAAUAUGAAUUAAUUCAUGACAUUAAAACUGUUCUUGAACAAUUUGACUCUUAAAUUCGUAAAUCUUCUGUCUCGUACCUUAAAAUGGACAAGCGAGGAAAAAGACAUCAUUCUUCUUCGGACUCUGAAAGCGCUGAAGAGAGUCGCUUGAAAGAUUUAAAAGAACGAGACGAAUUCGCCAAAAGACUAAGAACACGUGAUGAGGACAAAGUAAAAAAAGUUGCAGAAGGCUCUAGUAAAAGAUCCUAUGAAGAAGCAGCAAAGCGUCUAAAAUUGGAAGCAGAAGGCAGAGACAAAAUAUUACCUAAGCUUCGUAUUCAAUCAAGACGAAAAUAUUUACAAAAGAGGAAGGAAGACAAGGUUGUUGAAUUAGAAGAUGAUAUAGCAGAUGAUGAAUAUCUUUUUGAUGAAAGCAUAUUGACAGAUAAAGAAAAACGAGACAGGGAGCAUAAGAAAACUAUAUUGCAGUUGGCUAAAGAACAUGAAAGGGCACGUGAAUUAGAAAAUGUUCAAAGGUACCACAUGCCACAAGAUCUUGGGAAAGGUGAAAAAGGAGAGUAUGUAGAAGUUGAUGAAAACGAAAAGUUACCACACUCAGAGCAAAGAAAAUGGGAACAAGAACAAAUUAAAUCAGCCUUUUUCAAAUUUGGUGCAAAAGAUGCAAAAGCUCAAGAAGAAUAUGAAUUAUUAUUGGAUGAACAAAUUGAUUUCAUACAAGCCCUUCAAUUAGAAGGCAACAAAGAAAAAAAAGAAGAAGAAAAGAUAUCAGAACACCAAAAAGCUAGACUAACAAUAGAGGAAACAAAAAAGUCAUUGCCUGUAUUUCCUUUUAAGAAAGCUUUGAUUGAAGCAAUAAAAAAUUAUCAAAUUCUUAUAGUUGAAGGAGAAACUGGUUCAGGCAAAACUACACAAAUACCACAAUAUUUGUAUGAGGCUGGAUUUACUGAUGAUGGUAAAAAAAUUGGAUGCACUCAACCAAGAAGGGUAGCUGCUAUGUCAGUAGCAGCCAGAGUAGCCCAGGAGAUGAAUAUUAAACUAGGCAAUGAGGUUGGCUACAGUAUAAGAUUUGAAGAUUGCACAUCUGAUAGAACUGUCAUCAAAUACAUGACAGAUGGUACACUCCACAGAGAAUUUUUAUCAGAACCAGAUUUAGCAUCUUAUAGUGUUAUGAUUAUUGACGAAGCACAUGAGCGUACUUUGCAUACUGACAUUUUAUUUGGUUUAGUAAAAGAUAUAACCAGAUUUAGACCAGAUUUAAAAUUGUUGAUUUCAAGUGCUACAUUAGAUGCUGAAAAGUUUUCCACAUUUUUUGAUGAUGCCCCUAUAUUUAGAAUUCCUGGUAGAAGGUUCCCUGUUGAUAUGUAUUAUACAAAAGCCCCAGAGGCAGACUACAUAGAUGCUUGUGUGGUAACAGUAUUACAAAUUCAUGCCACUCAACCACUUGGUGAUGUUCUAGUUUUCUUAACGGGUCAAGAAGAAAUUGAAACAUGUGUUGAAAUGUUACAAGAAAGAACAAAAAGAAUUGGCAAAAAAUUAAAGGAGCUUGUUAUUUUACCUGUUUAUGCAAAUUUACCAAGUGAUAUGCAAGCAAAAAUAUUUGAGCCCACUCCUGAAGGAGCUCGUAAGGUAGUGCUUGCUACCAACAUUGCUGAGACAUCACUUACAAUUGACAAUAUUAUUUAUGUUAUUGAUCCAGGAUUUGCUAAACAAAAUAACUUUAAUUCUAAAACUGGCAUGGAAAGUUUAAUGGUGGUUCCAAUUUCUAAGGCUUCAGCAAAUCAAAGAGCAGGUAGAGCUGGCAGAGUUGCACCUGGAAAAUGUUUCAGACUUUACACAGCAUGGGCAUAUAAGUAUGAACUAGAAGACAAUACUGUCCCUGAAAUCCAAAGAAUUAAUCUAGGAAAUGCAGUGCUUACAUUGAAAGCUUUGGGGAUCAAUGAUCUUAUACAUUUUGAUUUUUUAGAUCCCCCUCCACAUGAAACCCUAGUUUUAGCCUUAGAGCAAUUGUAUGCACUGGGUGCACUGAACCAUCAUGGUGAAUUGACAAAAGCUGGUAGACGAAUGGCAGAAUUCCCUACUGAUCCUAUGCUAGCCAAAAUGUUAUUAGCUAGUGAAAAAUACAAGUGUUCAGAAGAAAUAGUUUCUAUAGCUGCUAUGUUAUCAGUUAAUAGCUCGGUUUUUUACAGGCCAAAAGAUAAAAUUAUACAUGCAGAUACUGCAAGGAAAAAUUUUUUUCACAGACAUGGUGACCAUUUAACAUUAAUGAAUGUCUAUAAUCAAUGGGUUGAUUCAGACUAUUCUGUGCAAUGGUGUUAUGAAAAUUUCAUACAAUACAGAUCUAUGAAAAGAGCGCGGGAUGUACGUGAACAGCUAGUUGGACUUAUGGAAAGGGUAGAAAUUGAGAUGCUAUCUAGUGUAUCUGAUGACACAAAUAUCCGAAAAGCUAUUACUGCUGGAUAUUUUUAUCACAUUGCCAAAUUUUCCAAAGGAGGACAUUAUAAAACUGUUAAACAUAAUCAAACAGUUAUGAUUCACCCCAACAGUGCCUUGUUUGAGGAGUUACCUAGAUGGGUAAUCUACCAUGAGCUUGUUUUUACCUCCAAGGAAUUUAUGAGACAAGUUACAGAAAUAGAAAGCAAGUGGCUUUUAGAAGUGGCACCACAUUACUACAAGGCUAAGGAACUAGAAGAUUCAACUAAUAAAAAAAUGCCUAAAACUGUUGGAAAAUCUGCCAAUAGCAGUCAAUAAAUGUUCAAAUAUUAAA